This is a messenger RNA of Rhododendron vialii, 2145 nucleotides long. RefSeq lists its product as uncharacterized. The transcript has a single exon. The coding region runs from base 64 to 1824 and encodes 586 amino acids. Lineage: Eukaryota; Viridiplantae; Streptophyta; Magnoliopsida; Ericales; Ericaceae. The record is from RefSeq and is a predicted model, not a curated record.
UGUUUACUUCGUUAUCUUUCUCCAAAUUGCAACCGUUCUUUCGCCUCCACACUGUCUCUCCAAAUGCCGACUCAAAACCCUUCUCUCUCUAAAACCCUAAACCCUUCUCUCUCCCCUUUCCAAUUCCCACCUCUUCUCCACAGAUCCCUAACCCAAAUUCAUAUCUCCUCAAGAAGCUACUCUAAACCCUUCCCCAUUCGCUGUCAAUCUCAAAACCCCACACCUCCAUUUCCCCGCCAAAAUGCUCGAGACUUCCGCUCCUUCGCUGGCCGGAGCAAGAAGGAUCCCGCCGGAGGCAGCCGCUCCUCCGGUCGUCUCGAAGGAAACGCCGAGGUCCGCCGCGAGGCAAAGCGCAACGCCCGUAAACGGAGCCGGCGAAUGGCCGAGAACCUCUUCUACAGGCUGAAAAACCCUAAUAGUAAGAACUACCCAGAUAAUUUCACCGAAGAAGAGCUCCAGACUAUCGGUUUAGGGUACGAUAGAAUGGUCAGGUUCAUGGAGAAAGACGAUCCUAACCUCCGCCACCCACACGACUGGUACAAGUACGGCCAGUUCGGGCCGUACUCGUGGCGGGGAGUGGUUUUGGGGGAACCCAUCCGAGGCGAUUUCACCGACGAGCGUGUGACCAUUAUCGGGGAAGUUAAGGACCACGAGGAGUGGGAAAGGAUUGAGCAGUUUGAAAUGGUUCAAGAUUUUAACAAUAGGUUGAGCACAUUGAAUAGGGAUGUGGGGUUGAAGUAUUUCUGGGUUUUUGUUAGGCAUCCGAAGUGGAGAAUUUCGGAUUUGCCGUGGCAGCAGUGGACUCUGGUUUGUGAAGUUGUGGUUGAGGCAGGAAAACAGAGGUUGGAUAAGUGGAACUUGAUGGGUAGGCUUGGGAACAAAACGAGGGCAUUGAUUACACAGUGCGCGGCGUGGAGGAGACCGGAUUUGAUAUAUGUGAAGAGGCCGGUUUACCAGUGUAGGUUUGAGCCUCAAGAUGAGUUCUUCAAAGGGUUGACACCGUUGCUCGAUCCGGAUACUGAAAGAGAUUUCUUGUGUGAAUUGGAAGAUGAUGAUGGGAGGGUUGAGUUGUAUACUUAUUUUGGUGGAUUGUGUAAGAUUGUGAAGGUGAAUCCCAAGGCGUUUGUGGAUGAUGUUGUCAAGGGGUUUGAGAAGUUGAGUGAUGAGAAGAAGUCCAAGUGUUUGGAGUUUUUGCUGGGUAAUCAUCCGGUGGAGCUGUUGCAUCCGUAUACAAAGGAGUGGAAGGCUAAGCUAGAGGAGAUGGAGUUAGGUUGUGAUGCUCCUGAUGAUGAUGAUCGUGGUGGUGGCGAUGUGGGUGAGGAGGUCGUUGAUUGGAUAGAGGAUGAUGGGGAUGAUGACGGUGCUGAUGAUGUUGUCAUGGACAUGGAUGGGGAUGGAGAUGAUGAAUUGGCUAAUGCAGACGACGAGGAGGACUUGAGUUCAGAUGAGGAUGAGAAGGAUUGGGAUGAGGAGUUCAAGAAGGCACUGAGUAGCAACGAAGCAAUGGAAAAUAUUGCAAAACAAAGUAUGGAAGCGUCUAACAAGUUGUACAGGCAGCAAUUGGGGAUUACAGAAAAGGGAAGAGAAAGGGGAAAUGAUGAUGGGGAUGAAUUGGCAAUGAGGGGUGUUAGGGCAAAAGUGACUCCAGAAGAAUGGCGACGUGUUGGGUAUGGUCCAUUCAGGAGGAGGAUCAAGAAGAGUAGAAUCCCUCCUGAGCUGUUCCUGCGAGCGGCUGUGAGACCGUUUACUUACCGAAAUCUUGUAAAGGAGAUUGUUUUGAUGAGACACGCAAUAUUGGAGGGUGAGAUUCGUGGGAAGAAAUGAUGCAUCUUUUGGGUGCAGAACCUGGCUUGCUAUGAGUGCAUUUGCACCCUGAUCAUCUUAUUUGCACCAUGGGGCCAUAAAAAAAUGUGCCAAAUGUUAAGCCUGUAUGCUGAAAUGCAAUGUAGGUGAGGACAUUUCGUAUUUGAUGCGGAUGACUCCCAGCUUUCCAGUCUCAGCUCCCUCUUCAAUUGUAAACCUGUUUUGUUGCAGAAGUUUUGAACUUGUGCCAACUGGCAACAACAAAUAACUGGCUAUGAGUUCAAUGUAAUGAUUUUCCCAGCUUCAUAUGGACGGUAGCUGAAAUAUACUAGUUUUUUCUUC